This is a messenger RNA of Heterotrigona itama, 519 nucleotides long. NCBI's taxonomy places the organism in Eukaryota, Metazoa, Arthropoda, Insecta, Hymenoptera, Apidae. The record is from the annotation of a GenBank genome assembly.
AUGUCGCUUCGAGAGAGCAUAUUCAGUAUCGGAUCACGAAUGAUCCACAGAGGCGAUGAUGAUAUAAAUUUUGAUGGUGCAUGUCAAUCAAAUACGUGCCGUGGACCACUUUUAACCUGAACGACUAUAGUAUUCUCCUAAUCUUCGGUUACAGUCCUGACUCUCGAUGAGUUGCAAGACAUGCAGGAUGACCUGUUGCAAAAGAUCUGGAUGCUGACUCUAGAAAACGACGUGUACGAGCGAUACCUGUCCCGACAAGAUCCUCAGGGCCUAAAAACUAUAAAGAAUAUCUUAGAGAGGGCAAAAAUCACACGACGAGUCACAGCACACUUGAUACCGAGAUCAUCGCGUAUAAGCUUCCGGGAGAGCAUAAUGAGUUUCCAUGAUUUUGGCAAACAUAGUAUUGCUAGUUCACCCAGUGUGGCUAGCAUGCGGACAUUAAGUAGAUUUGGAACACCAAGUCUCAUGACAGUGGGAACUACUAGCGAUACUGCCAAGUUAGCAUAUCAUUUGCGUUAG